AUGGAACAGAGCGAAACAAUGGUUAUGGAACAGAGGGAACUCUUCCCUUGUUCUCCAAACCCCAGUGUGAGUGAGAUGGAGGUCGCUGAUAUCUUGCUUCAGCUUCCUGAUAUGAUAUACCAAUUUGAGUCUCCUCUUCCAAUUCCACUCUCGCUCGGCUGGGGAUGUAAAAGCAAGAGAUCUGCACUUGCUGUGCAAAACGACCACGCCUCAACUCUGCAGCGCCUGCGUCAUCUUGGUCUGCCACCAUGUUGGAGUAAACUACUUCUACGGUGUCGUUUUACUCCCAGGUCUUUGGCCAAGAGUCCUGUACCACUUCUCUCUAAUGCUAUCAAGGUUGAAACUUCGAGCCCUGAUACGCCGCUCUCCUUCGAGCCCAGUGAAUCCGACGACAAGCCUCAGCAAUUGAGAAGAAGAGUCCUCGGUAAAAGGAAGAGAGAGGAAUGGAGUAAGAUUAUAGACGAACUGACUGAGGAAAAAGAAUCGGUACAAUUGGAAUUACAGAAGGUGGAGCGUCAUUAUGUCGACCUGAAUGAUUUUAAUUUGGAGUUGAAAGCAAGGAAAGAGAAGCUAAUGGGACUUGGCCAUAAACAGGAGGAAGAGUCCCGUUUGGAAAUUGAGCCGAGCUUGAAUAAUGCAGUGGUGCCAUUAUGCCAACCAGCCCAACAACCCAGAGUCUCAUCUCCCCCUUUUGCUGCUGCUGCUGCAAAUCAAGAGCAGUAUCAUCAACAACAUCAUGACCAAAUUCAUCCUCCUCCUAGCGUGAUGCAUUAUCAACAUCAACUGCAGCUCAUCAUGGAUCAGACGGCUCAAACUCAAAGAAGAGAAAUCUGUGAGAAUCUGAGGUACGGGUGCCCAUCUACUUCCUCUACUCAAGUGCCCUCCUCAAUCUCGUUGGCAUCCAGCGGCGGCAGUGCAAGUGGAUUGAUGAGGAUGGUCAAUUGCAACAACAAUGUGGUGGGCCCACGCGGUCUCAACCUUUGCUUAAAGGAUACGAUCGUGAUGAGCUCUUCCCAACCGUACGAUCUUACCUUGGUUAACAACACUAGGUUUGUGGCAGCUCAGAACAGACAGAAGAGACUUGAGUACUGCAGGCUUAAGAGACCUCGCUUGGCUACCACUUUAAGAUGA
Messenger RNA from Prunus armeniaca (apricot), 1131 nucleotides. Lineage: Eukaryota; Viridiplantae; Streptophyta; Magnoliopsida; Rosales; Rosaceae. The record is from the annotation of a GenBank genome assembly.